Molecule: messenger RNA, 2603 nt
Organism: Nicotiana tabacum (common tobacco)
Lineage: Eukaryota; Viridiplantae; Streptophyta; Magnoliopsida; Solanales; Solanaceae
Source: RefSeq, a predicted model, not a curated record
CAGAAAAAUGACUUCAAAUCGUGAGUGGAUGUACAAAAGGUUAACGAGAGGUUUGUAUAAUCCAGAAUUCGUGGUGUUGAGCAAUUUAUUGAGUUUGCAAAGAAUCAUCGGGAAGGGAGGGAUGGUGAGAGACUAAGGUGCCCAUGUAACCGAAAAAAGUGUCAGAAUAAAUUUUUUGAAGAUGUUCUUACGGUCCACGAACAUUUAUUGCAUGACAGCUUCGUACCUGGAUAUCAUAUACGGUACUUGCAUGGAAAAAAUGAGGUUACUAGAAAUAUAGUUCAACAUGAAGAGAUGCAAAAUUGGGAUCAAACUAUGAAUAUUGCAUCAGUAAAUGUGGGUGCAAUUGAUGAGCCUGGAUCACCUACUUCAUACCAUAGAAUGGUCCUUGACGCCGCUGGCCCCUCAUUCGAUCCGAAUGAUAUGGAUGAAUUACUGAAUUCUGAUGCACAGAAAUUUUAUGAUAUGAUUGAUUCUGCAAAUUAAGAGGUGUGGCCUGGCUAUGAAACACAUUCUCAAUUGUCAGUUGUUGCACGUUUAUUGCAUAUCAAGUCUAAACACCAUCUAUCUGAUAGAUGUUUUGAUGACAUUUGUCAAUAUGUGAAUGAGAUGAUUCCUUCUGAUAACCUAAUGCCAAAAAAUUUCUAUGAAACUAAGAAGUUAAUGCAGGGAAUGAACAUGCCAGUAGAAAAAAUUCAUAGUUGUAUCAAUGCCUGUAUGAUUUAUUGGGGAGAAGACAGUGAACUUAGCCAUUGCAAGUUUUGUCGUCAUCCCAGGUACAAGCCUACUAGGAAAAUAUCUAAUUCAAAGAGAAAUCUUGUACCAUUCAAACAGAUGUACUACUUUCCCCUCACUCCACGGUUGCAACGCUUAUAUGCUUCCGGCAUGACUGUUGCACGUAUGCGAUGGCAUGCCGAGCAUGAAGUAAAGGAAGGUGCGAUGCGUCAUUGUUCAGAUGCACCCGCAUGGAAACACUUUGAUAAGAUGCAUCCAUCUUUUGCAGCUGAAAGUCGUAAUGUUAGAUUGAGGCUAUGCACAUAUGGUUUUCAACCAUUUGGACAAACAGGUCAACAAUAUUCAUCUUGUCCAAUAGUUGUGACACCAUACAACUUGCCGCCUUGGAUGUGUAUGAAAGAGUCCUAUUUGUUUUUUGUCAGCUAUAGUUCCUGGGCCGAAGAACCCUAAGCAAAAAUUUGAUGUUUUCUUGCAACCUUUGAUUGCAGAACUAAAAAAUAUGUGGAGUAUAGGUGUGGACAUAUAUGAUAUCUCUAAGAAGCAAAAUUUUAACAUGCGAGCUCCUUUGAUGUGGACAAUUAGUGAUUUUCCUGCAUAUUUGAUGUUGUCUGGAUGGGGUACUGCGGGUAGGCUAGCAUGUCCAUAUUGUAUGGAGAAUACAAAUGCUUUUACUUUGACAAAAUGUGGCAAACAGUCCUGGUUUGACAAUCAUCGUAACUUCCUUCCACUGGAUCAUCCAUACAGGACUAAUAGAAAUUCAUUUAGAAAGAAUAAAGUAGUCACAACGCAUCCUCCCCCGAUACGGUCAGGUGAUGAUAUAUUGAAGGAGAUAAAUGAAUUGGGGUUGAAAAAGGUAACAGAGCUUGGGGCUGAUAUUAUUAAUGGCAAAAUUAGCAAGUUUUCUGGUUGGAAGAAAAGAAGCAUAUUUUGGUAUUUACCAUAUUGGAGUACAAAUCUCAUUCGGCACAAUUUUGAUGUUAUGCACAUCAAGAAAAACUUUUUCGAGAAUGUGUUCAACACAGUGCUAGAUGUAGAUGGUAAAACCAAAGAUAAUCCCAAAUCUAGAGAAGACUUGAAAGAGUUCUGUCGACGACCUGAAUUACAUGCUGUUGGUGACGAAUAUCCGAAAGCUUGUUACACACUAGAUAAGAAGUCAAAAAAAGUAUUGUGUGAAUGGGUAGAGACUCUGAAAUUUCCAGAUGGAUAUGUCUCAAAUAUGGGAAGGUGUGUGGACAUGAAAAAACAUAAAUUGUUUGGUAUGAAAAGCCACGAUUGUCAUGUAUUCAUGCAAAGAUUGGUCCCUAUUGCGUUUCGUGAGCUAUUACCACAAAAAGUUUGGGAACUACUUGCUGAGAUGAGCCUUUUCUUUAGGGAUCUCACUUCUACAGCAAUUCGGGAAGAGGAUAUGGUCAGACUUGAACAAGAAAUGCCUGAAAUACUUUGUAAAUUGGAGCGUAUAUUCCCUCCCAGCUUCUUUGAUUCAAUGGAACAUCUCCCCGUGCAUCUUGCUUACGAAGCAAGGAUAGCAGGUCCAGUGCAAUAUCGAUGGAUGUACCCAUUUGAGAGAAACCUUCAAAAAUUGAAAAAUAAUGUUCGAAAUAAGGCACAAGUUGAAGGAUCCAUAUGCAAUGCGUAUUUAGUUGAGGAAGCUUCAUCUUUUUGUUCACACUACUUUGAACCUCAUGUUUACACAAGGCAUAGAAAAGUUCCACGGAAUGAUGAUGGUGGUACAAGGGAAAGGGAUGAACGCGAUGGUAAUCUUUCUAUAUUUACCUAUCCAUUAAGGCAUUUGGAAGAUGUAAACCAAGAUAUAUGACAGAAGAAGAACUUGAUGCAACUCAUAUUUAUGUUUUAUUAAAUUGCCUAGA